GUUAUUUCCUGUGGGUGUUUCCUCCUUUAACCUUCAUAAGAGCAGUAAACUUUUGCACACUUAAAGUCCUGUCUACCAUCCAUCACCUACAAUGAAUCUAUUACCAACAUUUUUACUAAUGAUCCUAACAGGACACAGCAUGUCAGAAUAUGUUCAAAGCAUCAGUUGCCCAUAUCCAAAUGAAUCUAAGAAUGAAUCUCGAACCAGAGUAUGGUGCAAGAGAGAUGUCCAGGAUGAAAACUGCUGUACGGGGUUGGCAUUUAGGUCAGGCAUCGACAGUCUUGAUAAUGGUCAAAUUCUUGUAAAGCAGGAUGAAAAAUCCUUCACUGUCUCUAUGCUGGCACUGCCACAAGGAGAAGGAGUUUACUGGUGUGGGUUGAUGGAUACAGACAACACCAUUGUUAAACUGGCAGAGAAAUAUUUUUCCACUCCCCUAAACUAUGUGUGGUCUAUUCUCCGCUGGAUUAUGUUUCUUUUGAUGUUUUUGAUGUUUAUCUCAACGUACAUUUAUAUAAACAGAAAAAAUGGAAAUGCUAAGAAAACAAAUGAAGAUACAACUUAUGAAGAUAUUAGGAUGCAGGUGAAGGAAUAAAGAAGCUAGAUUUUCUGAAGACGUAAGAAAACAUGGUGAGCCUUCACCACGCCGUAGAUCUAAAUGUUUGUUGUCCUUAAAUAAUAAGCACAGUUCUGAUUGUUGCUUUUCCUUGUAAAUUGUGAUUGUAAAGCUUUUGUUUUAAAGUGUUUUUUUAAACACUCUAAACAAUUGCUCUCUCCUUAAAAAAAAUACAGUUCUUGCACAUGUACAUUUUGGGAGUUAAAUAAUUAUGCAUCAGCUUAAGUAAACCCUACUGUAUGUCUUAUAAAAAUGCAAUGUUCACACUAUUUAAUAACACAACACAAUGUGGAUUUGAGAAAUAUAAUAACCAUUUAAUCUUUUUUUUGUACAUUGGUUGCAUCAAAGACUUUCCGGAAGCUAGUGUUUGUCUUUGAAAUAAAAUGCCUAUUUCUUUAA
This is a messenger RNA of Paramisgurnus dabryanus, 1012 nucleotides long. RefSeq lists its product as uncharacterized. Lineage: Eukaryota; Metazoa; Chordata; Actinopteri; Cypriniformes; Cobitidae. The record is from RefSeq and is a predicted model, not a curated record.